CCAAAUACAGCUUCCGGAGCUGCCGUGAGCGUGGCUGCGGUCCGCAGAGAGCGGGAUUCUGGCCGCUGGGCUCGUGGGUUUCGCUGUCUCGGCUCAGUUGUGGCAAGUCGCGAUGUCUUUCUCCCAGGCCGGGGCUCGGCCGCGGACAUGGGAACCCACCCCUUCAGAACGCAAGAAAUGGGUAGAAGUAUUUAAAGCAUGUGAUGAAGAUAACAAAGGCUAUCUAAGCAGAGAGGACUUUAAAGUUGCUGUUGUGACGCUGUUUGGGUACAAGCCCUCCAAGAUAGAAGCCAAUUCUGUGAUGUCUUCAAUAAAUCCAAACACUUCCGGUAUAUUACUAGGGGAGUUUUUAAAUAUUGUAAGGAAAAAGAAGGAAGCUCAACUAUAUCGGAAUGAAAUAAGACACAUCUUCACAGCUUUUGACAGGCACUAUCGUGGAUAUUUAACUUUGGAAGAUUUCCAAAAAGCAUUUAAGCAAGUGGCUCCCAAGUUACCAGAAAGGAUUAUUCUCGAGGUGUUCAGGUAUUAUCAAUGGAAGAAAAAAGGAAGUGGAUCAAGACUCAGAUGAUCUCGUGAGCUAUAAAGACUUCGAAUAUGCCAUGAACUAUGGACAAAAUGAAGCCUAACUAUUGUGAGCUGCUUUUGGUACCUUCUGCGGGAGACGAAUAGAUUAUUUUGUAUUGAAAUGUCGAACUCCACUCUGCUAAUGAUGUAAUGCUACAUACUUAAUUAAACUCUUCAUCAUGGUUUCCAGCUU
Equus quagga is the source of this 757-nucleotide messenger RNA. RefSeq names its product EF-hand calcium binding domain 11 (gene EFCAB11). Bases 113 to 568 code for a protein of 151 amino acids. The transcript has 7 exons. Gene Ontology annotation, molecular function: calcium ion binding. The record is from RefSeq and is a predicted model, not a curated record. NCBI's taxonomy places the organism in Eukaryota, Metazoa, Chordata, Mammalia, Perissodactyla, Equidae.